AACAGUGUAGCGGCAGACGCUUUCUUUAAAUUGUCUUGUUCUUGUGUUGGUUAUAUUUGGUCAGUUUUUCCGUUAUUAUAAAAUCGUUAACUAUAUAUAAGUGGCCUAUAUUCAAAGUGUGCUCUUUGACUACAAUAACAUUAAGCUAAAAGUUGAAAACAUCUUAUGAUUUUAUUGCAUUAACUAAUUUAUAGCUAAUCACUAGUGCUACUUUGCCAGCAUUAGCAUCAUAACAAAACACAAAAUCGUAUUUUGUUGUAAUUCCCGAACACUCCUUGUAAUUUAUUUUAUUGAAGUCAUGUAUUAAUGACUUAAUACCUUGAGUAAAAUAUAACUUCUGUUUCGUGACCAGUAACUUCGUUUGAAGUAACUAUUAUGGAUAAACUCGUCGCUUUAAAAUUAGCUGAUGGAGAAACUGUUGACGCAGGAGCGGAUAAAUGCUACAUCUGCCUUUGUCCAUUUGAGAAGCAAACGGUGGGCUCAUUGGAUCAAUGCCCUCACGUUUUUUGUUUUCAGUGCAUCUACCAGUGGUCUCAGACAGCCAACACAUGCCCUGUAGAUCGGCUCAGCUUUGCUUUUAUCCACCAGAGACGGUGUCCUGGAGGGAACAUUCAGAAAAAGUUAAAAGUGACGCCACGCAGAAAUGACGAUGAACCUGAAGAGGACUGGAGAAACAUAGUAAUAUGCGAGGAAUGUGGGCGCAGUGGCUGCACAGACCGACUGCUGGUUUGCAGAUUCUGUGACUCUGGGUAUCACAUGGACUGCUUAACGCUGCCUCUAGAAAGGCUCCCUGAAGGAGACUGGAUGUGCCCCGAGUGUGUGAUCACUUCUAAGAACACAGAGAGCUUUUUGGCAGAGGAGGAAGACAUCAGUGAUGGGGAAGUCACAGACCUCCUUGCUGACAUGGACCAACCUCCGUCUACAAGUAGUCGUCUCCGGGCAUCAACUGUGAAUCGUCCUAGCAACGCCACAGAAAGACGGUGGAGUGUGAGGCUCCAGAGCAGAGGAGAAAGCACAAGUCUUUAUCGACGCCCCGAAACCUCAUGGCAUGUUCCUAAAUACCUGAUACGUGCAUCUAAGCCUCCAGUAACAACUGUAGGAUCUGAAAAUCUUCAAGGUGUCAAUACGACUUCAGACAAAAAGAAAAAGAAAAGAAGGAAGACUGUAGCUUGAAGAACCAACAAGCGGAGGAGGUUUUUCAACAUUCAGUGCCUGAAAAGACUUACCUUAUACCUUGAAAUGGUACCAGCAUGUGUGGCCACAAGGUGGCAGCAUUGUGUCAAGAUUUUAAAAAGUCUGAACCUGAAUGAGCCUUUUUGUUUAGUUUUAAUACAUUUGUUAAAUCUGUUGCUUGACUUUUUUUACUUUUCCCUCCUUUUUGCUCAGUGACUUUUAAGACUACAAAAGAGAAGAGAACUAGUACAUUAUUUGUGUAUCUAUAAGCAGGCAGAAUGCAAAGUUUAUGAAUUUAAGGAGGAUGCCAGUUCCUGCCCUCAGGAAAGGGAAAUCCCUUUAUAAAUACAUUGAAUACAGAACAGAGAACCUCAGAAAUUAUGCUAAAAGCUAAAUAUCUGGGCAGCAGAGAUGAUAUUCCACAAUAACAUGUCCUGGAUGAUACCAUCAGUUGUUGGCAACCACUGCUAAUCUGCCUCAUUUGUUUUUAUUACUCAGUUUUAAAACUCUGUCUGGCUUAUGGUUAGAAAACUGGACCGAAAGAUGUCAGAGUAGGGGAUAUAAUCUUUGUCAAUUAUGAUUGAUGGAAGAGAUGGUUUGAACUUCCUCCUUAGCCCUCUACUACUGGAUCCACAAUCAUGAAUUCUUGUUUUCGACUUCUGUGGAUGUUUUUAACCAAUUACCCUAAGAACCCACGUGUUGGUUAAUAGAGUCCAUUUGUGUACAGUUUGAUCUCAAACAUUUGGCAAGGCAUUGAAUGAACAGUGAAUUCAGCCACGUGAAUUUUAAGGUACAGUAAAGCCCCUGUGACUUAGAUAUCAGAUCCCUAAGGUUGUGGGGAGUCAUCAGACUCCAAUACCAAGCAAGCCCUGUGAUCUUCCUUCAUCUCAUUGCCUAGCAACGCUAGCCUCUGUGUUCGCCCGUAAUGUCCUCCAGACAUGCUCCCAUCUCCUUUGAUCUUAAAUCCGACCUAUAAAGUCCUCAAAGUAUCAUUUGAUGAAUAAAUCAACUGCACAUCAAAUGGUUAGCAAGGAAAAUGUCUUGUGAGGUAAAUAAAAAUUACAGAAAACCUUGUGAUGAUAAUAUGGUGAAAUUAUUGAAGCUCUGAUGUUGCUUUGUUCCUGUGGGUGGUGUGUGUGUGUCUGUUUUGUUUUAGGAGAUGGGAACUCCACAAGCCUGUAGCUCUUCCUGCUCUACUUUCUCUCAAAAUAACAUCUGCUAAAAAAACAACAACUGCGGUUAACUUUCUUUGGCCAGUUUAGCAGAACUGAAUGAAUAAGAUGUACUGGACAAAUCAUAAAGCAAGAUGCUCCGUCAUCUGAACUGAUACAAAAAAAAUUUCCUUCUUAUCUUUGUACUUUGAACACUGUAAUAUACAAAACAGACAGGAACUCCUGACUGCCCCUCAAGCUGUUGAGAGACUGAAAUUUGUUCCUUUAAUACCACAGAAGCAUUUGAAAAAACACCUACAGAUUUUUAAUUUGUAAUAUUUUAGAAGAACCAUUAUCAAACUGGUCAUGCUGUGUGAAUUCAUCCAUUAAUGCCAGGUGUAAGAGCAGUAAGUUGGCUUUAAAUACAUUAAUUACAGCUCAUUAUUGGCAGGACUAUCCUGUAUAUUCUCUUUUUUUUUUUCUCACAGGAUUUUUUUGUUAGAUAAAUGCCUGAGUUGCACUCAGACAUUUUUAUUGUGUUCUGUAACUAGUUGGUAGAAGCUAUCUCUAACUAGCUGUUAAUAUACCCUUGAUAGCUGGCAAGCUAGCUAGUUAAUGUUUUUGUGUCUAUCGUGGGUAAUUUAUCGUCAGUUGACUUCAGCAAUUUUUUACAUUUCACUGUAUCACUGGAGGUUUAAGAUUUUUAUGAAGUUCCAUUCAUAAACAUCUUAAACUGUUCAAUUGGGUUUCUGCAGUUGCCUGUUUUAUACAGCAAAAAAUAAUAAAAAUUUCAAUAUGUAUUGUGGAUAUUGUGCCCCGCUACUGAGUAGUUCAAUAAGUUAUUUUAGCAGCUUAUUGUCUGAAUAAAUUGUAGUAAAGUAUAAUUUAC
Gambusia affinis (western mosquitofish) is the source of this 3213-nucleotide messenger RNA. Its product is annotated as PHD and RING finger domain-containing protein 1-like. The record is from RefSeq and is a predicted model, not a curated record. The transcript is spliced from 7 exons. The coding region runs from base 376 to 1173 and encodes 265 amino acids. Lineage: Eukaryota; Metazoa; Chordata; Actinopteri; Cyprinodontiformes; Poeciliidae.